Molecule: messenger RNA, 3582 nt
Organism: Dovyalis caffra
Lineage: Eukaryota; Viridiplantae; Streptophyta; Magnoliopsida; Malpighiales; Salicaceae
Source: the annotation of a GenBank genome assembly
AUGGGUGCAUCAUCAGAUUACUUGGAGGAGGCGGGUCCGAGUAGUAAGGGUGGAAUUGAUGAUAUGGAUAUGGAUAUAGAUAUAGAUGAGGAUUUGAUGGACUCAACUAACUUACAUAACUUGGGGAAAGAAACUUUGCAAAGUUUCUGUAGGAAGGCGGCAUCUUUGUUUUUUGAUGAGUAUGGUCUCAUCAGUCAUCAAAUCAACUCAUAUAAUGCCUUCAUUGAUAGUGGACUCCAGAGGGCCUUUGAUUCUUUUGGUGAGGUUGCUGUUGAGCCUGGAUAUGACACAUCUAAGCAGAGAGAUGGUGAAUGGAAACGUGCAUCAGUUAAGUUUGGAAGGGUCACCCUCAAUCGACCAAGUUUUUGGGGUGGUUCAAGUGACACCGAGCAUAAUAUGUUUCCCAGGCAUGCCAGACUUCAGAAUAUGACAUAUUCUGCAAGAAUGAAAGUUCAUGUUGAUGUUCAGGUAUACACACAAAAUGUUGUUAGAAGUGACAAGUUCAAAACUGGGAUAGACAAAGUUGUUCAAAAGAAUGUUAUACACACUGAAAACAGGGAAAUCAUUAUUGGAAGGAUCCCUGUUAUGGUGAAGUCUAACCUUUGCUGGCUGACAACAGCUGAAAAGGGGGAUUGUGAUUUUGAUCAUGGAGGUUAUUUUUUGAUCAAAGGUGCAGAGAAGGUGUUCGUUGCACAAGAGCAAAUUUGUAUGAGAAGACUUUGGAUUUCAAAUAGUCAGGGCUGGACUGUUUCAUACAAAUCUGAAGUUAAGAGGAAUAGGUUGAUUGUUAGACUAGUGGAGCUUUCUAAAUUAGAAUACAUUAAAGGAGAAAAGAAAGGCCUCUGUGUAUACUUCUUAUCAAUCGAGAUCCCUGUAUGGAUAUUGUUUUUUGCCCUUGGAGUAAGGUCAGACAAAGAAGUGAUAGAUUUUAUUGAUUAUGAUAGCAAUGAUGCCAGCAUUGUGAAUAUAUUCUUUGCCUCAAUUCAUGAUGCUGAUGAGAAAUGCGAGCAUUUUCGUAGGGAGGACAAAGCACUUGCUUAUGUGGAUACACUGUUAAAAAAGACCAGAUUUCCGCCAAAAGAAUCUAUUGAGGAAUGCAUUAAUACAUAUCUGUUUCCCAGCCUUAAUAGUCACAGGCAUAAGGCUCGCUUUCUUGGGUAUAUGGUGAAGUGUCUUUUAGAGGCCUAUACUGGCCACAGGAAAUGUGACAACAGGGAUAGUUUUAGAAACAAGAGGCUUGAGUUGGCUGGUGAGUUGCUUGAACGAGAGCUAAAACUUCACAUUGGACAUGCACUGAGGCGCAUGACUAAGGCAUUGCAGAGAGACCUCUAUGGAGACCGUGAGGUGCGCCCAAUUGAACACUAUUUGGAUGCUUCCAUAGUGACCAAUGGCUUGACGAGAGCAUUCUCAACUGGAGCAUGGUGUCAUCCUUUCAAGUGGAUGGAAAGGGUUUCUGGAGUUGUGGCAAAUCUUGGGCGUGCAAAUCCUUUGCAAACGAUGAUAGAUUUGCGGAAAACAAGGCAGCAGGUUCUGUACACAGGAAAGGUUGGAGAUGCAAGAUACCCGCACCCUUCUCACUGGGGUAGAGUUUGCUUUCUAUCUACUCCAGAUGGUGAAAACUGUGGCCUGGUAAAGAACUUGGCUGCCACUGGAGUCGUUAGUAUCAAUACAUCAGAACCUCUAGUUGAUAAAUUGUUUGAUAGCGGGAUGGAGAAAUUGGUUGAUGAUACUUACACUAAACUGGAUGGGAAGCAUAAGGUGUUUCUAAAUGGAGAAUGGGUUGGAGUUUGCGAAGAUUCUUGUUUGUUUGUUGGUGAGCUAAGAAGCAUGCGACGCAGGAGAGAAUUGCCUUUCCAGGUGGAAAUCAGAAGGGAUGAACAACAGAGAGAAGUGCGCAUAUUUUCUGAUGCAGGGAGGAUCUUACGCCCUCUGCUAGUUGUUGAGAACUUGGAUAAAAUAAAAGCAUUUAAAGGGGGAAAUUACAUAUUCAAAUCUCUUCUGGACCAGGGGAUUGUCGAGUUUAUUGGAACCGAAGAGGAAGAGGACUGCCAUACUGCAUGGGGCAUCAAAUUUCUUUUAGCUGAAGUUGAAGGGAAGCAACCUAUGAAGUACACACACUGUGAACUUGACAUGUCCUUUUUAUUAGGUUUGAGUUGUGGAAUUAUUCCCUUUGCCAAUCAUGACCAUGCACGAAGGGUCCUGUACCAAGCUCAAAAACAUUCUCAACAGGCUAUUGGUUUUUCAACAACAAAUCCCAACAUCAGAGUUGACACCUUGUCUCACCAAUUGCACUAUCCCCAAAGGCCUCUUUUUCGGACAAUGAUUUCUGACUGUCUUGGUAAACCUGAAUAUCCACUUGGUCAUAAUGCAGUACUGCCAAAGCCGGAGUUGUUUAAUGGUCAGAAUGCUAUUGUGGCAGUUAAUGUUCAUCUGGGUUACAACCAAGAGGAUUCGUUGGUAAUGAAUCGUGCUUCUUUAGAGCGUGGUAUGUUUCGAUCUGAGCACAUUAGAAGCUACAAGGCAGAGGUGGACAACAAGGAGCUAACUGACAAGAGGCGAAAGUCUGAGGAUUCUAUAACUUUUGGGAAAAUACAAAGUAAAAUUGGACGGGUUGACAGCCUUGAUGAUGAUGGUUUUCCUUUUAUUGGUGCUAAUAUGCAAAGUGGUGAUAUUGUGAUAGGGAAGUGUGCAGAAUCUGGGGCAGAUCAUAGCGUGAAACUGAAGCACACGGAAAGAGGGAUGGUUCAGAAAGUGGUAUUGUCAUCUAAUGAUGAGGGGAAAAAUUUUGCUGUGGUGUCUUUGAGACAGGUUCGAUCUCCAUGUCUUGGAGACAAGUUCUCAAGCAUGCAUGGGCAAAAGGGUGUUCUGGGCUUUUUGGAGUCUCAAGAGAACUUCCCUUUCACAGUUCAAGGAAUUGUUCCUGAUAUUGUGAUAAACCCACAUGCAUUUCCUUCAAGACAAACUCCUGGUCAACUAUUAGAGGCUGCUUUAGGAAAGGGAAUUGCCUGUGGUGGCUCAAAAAGACAUGCCACCCCUUUCUCCACUCUCUCUGUUGAUGACAUCGUAGACCAGCUUCACAGGGCCAAAUUUUCAAGAUGGGGAAAUGAAAGAGUCUACAAUGGUCGAACCGGUGAAAUGGUACGUUCUCUCAUAUUUAUGGGACCAACAUUCUAUCAGCGGCUGAUCCACAUGGCUGAAGACAAAGUUAAGUUUCGCAACACUGGACCAGUACACCCACUUACAAGACAGCCAGUUGCAGACCGUAAGCGUUUUGGUGGUAUCAAGUUCGGUGAGAUGGAGCGUGACUGCCUCAUAGCCCAUGGUGCAUCUGCAAACCUGCAUGAGCGCCUUUUCACUCUCAGUGACUCCUCUGAAAUGCACAUCUGCCAGAAAUGUAAAAAUGUGGCUACCGUGAUCCAACGGCCAUUGCCUGGUGGCCGCAAGAUUAGGGGUCCCUAUUGCCGGGUUUGUGAGUCUGUCGAUGACAUUCUCAAGGUUAGUGCACCUUAUGGGGCGAAGUUGUUGUACCAGGAGCUUUUCAGCAUGGGCAUAAGUUUGAAAUUUGAAACCAGGGUUUCUUGA